AUGUCGCCAACUUUAAUUUCUGCUCUUCUUUUAAUUGCUUCUGUUGCUCAAUCAACUUCUUCCGCAAGUUGUCCAGCUGGAACCAAAAUUUACAAUUCAAAAUGCUAUGCUGCGUUGGGAAUGGAUAUGACAAGAGAUAAUGCUCUCGCGUACUGUCAGAAAACAUACGGACCAUAUACCCGACUCACAACACCUUUGUCCUAUGCUGAAAAUAAUUUUGUCACUGAGCAAGUACAAUUGCAUGCUAACUGGCACACCUGGCUGGAAUUUGUCGCUGAUGGUACCUACAUUGUUGGGGACGAUGGAAAGCCACCAAUCUAUACAAACUUCGCUGUUGGAGAGCCAUUCAGUGUCGCUCUGGGUUACUGUAUCACGAUUGGAAUGAAUGGAUACUGGUAUGCCCAGCCAUGCACCGAUUCCCACAGUGCUCUUUGUGAGUUCGACUUGUACCCACAAACUCCGAAGCCAACUACGCCUACUCCAAAACCAAGUGGAUAUCCAAGUUGUGUGCAAAAGUAUUUGAACUUUGUUCCAUGUCAAGCAGGAUGGGAGUACUACCCACCAACUUGCUCCUGCUUCAGAAUUAUCAGUAACACCACCUACUACAACGCAAUGAAUACCUGCAGAAGCAUGGGUGGAACUUUGGCUUUCGUUCACAACUCUGGAGAGGCUGCAUUCAUUAACCGUCUUGGAGUACAAGCUAACAAUUACUGGAUUUCCACCGCAUCCGCCAGAGAUAACAUCAUUGUUGGACUUACCUACAAUUCAGACCGUGGCUAUUUCCAAUGGGACGACUCGACCACAUUCGACUAUUAUCAAGGGUUUGCUCCAGGAGAGCCAGCUGAUUACAAUAGUCAGGGACAGAUCAUUCUGAGCAACCCUAUGGGAUACACCACGUAUAUGAGAAUGGGUAACUGUGCCUCUCAAACCUGCCGCUACGCUGCAUGCAAACGAUAUGUUUACUGA
This is a messenger RNA of Caenorhabditis briggsae, 966 nucleotides long. RefSeq names its product Protein CBR-CLEC-265 (gene Cbr-clec-265). NCBI's taxonomy places the organism in Eukaryota, Metazoa, Nematoda, Chromadorea, Rhabditida, Rhabditidae. The transcript is spliced from 7 exons. Bases 1 to 966 code for a protein of 321 amino acids. The record is from RefSeq and is a predicted model, not a curated record.